Messenger RNA from Paramormyrops kingsleyae, 3077 nucleotides. RefSeq names its product DEAH (Asp-Glu-Ala-His) box polypeptide 40 (gene dhx40). Gene Ontology annotation, cellular component: intracellular anatomical structure. Gene Ontology annotation, molecular function: 3'-5' RNA helicase activity; RNA binding; ATP binding. The record is from RefSeq and is a predicted model, not a curated record. Lineage: Eukaryota; Metazoa; Chordata; Actinopteri; Osteoglossiformes; Mormyridae.
CUACCUCCGGAAUUGAUUAGAGAAAUACGGAAGAACUGUAGUCUGGUGUGCUGUAACUGUAAUUCGUUUAUGUUACAUGAUCUGUUUUAGUGAAAUAUUUAUUACUAAAACAUAGAACAUACAGCUGAACAUACAGCUAAUUUAUUGCAUUUUUACGUCGGCAAUUUGGAAGCCAUUUAUUUAUUGAUGUGCAGUGUAAAACGUUUUACUUUAGUAUUUUUGCGAUGAAAACCCUCCCUGGUUGUUCUUUAGUGGUUUUCUCAUUUAAUAUUUGAUUGUCAGUUAAACCGAUGUCAGAACGUAAACAAUCGCACCGCAAAGUUAAACUUUGGGAGACUGAAAAGCUGCCCAUUUAUCAACAUAAGGAAAAACUUGUCCAGGCAAUCAAAAAUACUUCGUGUUUGGUUGUUACAGGAGAGACUGGAAGCGGUAAAACCACUCAGCUUCCACAAUACCUUCAUCAAGCCGGUUUUUGUAAACAUGGUAAGAUUGUCAUCACUCAGCCACGGAGAGUGGCUGCCAUCACUGUGGCUCAAAGGGUGUCCCAGGAAUUGGGCUGUUCUCUUGGAAGUGAGGUGGGAUAUCAGGUGCGCUUUGAUGACUGCACAUCCAAGGAUACAGUCAUUAAAUACAUGACUGAUGGCUGCUUGCUGAGAGAGAUCCUGGCCGACCCUGAGCUGAAGCAGUACAGUGUGGUGAUUCUUGACGAGGUCCAUGAGAGAAGUUUGAACACGGACAUCCUGUUGGGCCUGCUGAAAAAUAAAUUUCUGCAAGCCAGAGGGGAGUCUUCAAGCCGCAAAGUCCCUGCAAAGAUUGUGGUGAUGUCGGCCACAUUGGAGACAAAUAAGCUUUCUGUCUUUCUGGGAGACUGUCCGGUCUUCACCAUUCCUGGGCGCAUGUUUCCUGUGUCGGAGAUGUUCUGCAAUUUUAUUGGCCCCAAAGACACAGAGAGCUCUGUCUAUGUGAAGGAGGUUGUAAAGAUGGCACUAGACCUACACACCAGUGAGCCAGCUGGGGAUAUUCUUGUUUUUCUUACUGGACAGUCAGAGAUUGAGAAAGCUUGUGACAUGCUCUAUGAGAGGGCUGAGUCCAUACACUACCCCUAUGAUGUCCAUGAUCGCUCUGUGGAAGGUCUUCUAAUUCUGCCUUUAUAUGGAUCCAUGCCGACAGAUCAGCAGCAGAUGAUCUUUCAGUCUUCUCCGGCUGGUGUCAGAAAGUGUGUUGUGGCUACCAACAUCGCAGCUACAUCAUUGACCAUACCAGGAAUCCGGUAUAUUGUUGACAGUGGAUUUGUGAAGCAGCUGAACCAUAACUCCAGAGUGGGCUUGGAUGUUUUGGAAGUGGUACCCAUUUCAAAGAGCGAGGCACGGCAGAGAGCUGGACGGGCUGGCAGAACCUCAUCUGGAAAAUGCUUUAGGAUAUAUAGCAGGGAAUUUUGGGAGAAAUGCAUGCCAGAUUACACUGUUCCAGAGGUCCAGAGGACCAGCCUGACCAUGGUCAUCCUCACCCUAAAGUGCCUAGGAGUCCAUGAUGUCAUCAGAUUUCCAUACUUGGACCACCCAGAGGAGAAGUUUAUCUUGGCUGCUUUGAAACAGCUGUACCAGUGUGAUGCCAUUGACAGGAGGGGUCAAGUAACGAGGUUCGGGCAACUGAUAGUGGAGUUUCCGCUCCCCCCUAACCUUACUCGAGUGCUGCUGAAGGCUGCUGCGCACCAGUGCGAGGAGCUGCUGCUUCCUGUGGCUGCCAUGCUGUCUGUGGAGAACAUCUUCAUACGGCCAGGUCAUCCAGAGAAGCAGCAGGAGGCAGAAUUGAAACACAAGCAGUUGGCUACAGAGGCUGGCAGUAGUAAUGACUUUGCUGUCCUGCUCAGUGUAUUUGAGAAGUGCAGAGCCAGUGAAUCGCCAUCAGCAUGGUGUCGAGAGAACUGGAUCCACUGGAGAGCAAUAAAGAUGGCUUUCAGUGUUGAAAAGCAGUUGACAGAGAUUCUCACCCGUCUCAAACAGAAUCCAGAUUUUCCAGUGGAGAAGUUUGAUGGUCAUCGGAGUGAACUUUUACGGAGAUGUCUGUGCUCAGGAUACUUUGCCAAUGUAGCUAGGAGGUCAGUAGGGAGGACAUUCAGUACGAUGGAUGGACAUGGGUCUGUUGUUCACAUUCACCCAUCAUCAACUCUGUUUGAACAGGAGGCCAAACUGGAGUGGAUCCUCUUCCAUGAUGUCCUAGUCACUUCUCGAAUAUAUGUAAGGACGGUGUGUCCAAUCCGUUACGAGUGGGUGAAGGACUUGCUGCCUAAGCUACAUGAGGUAGAAGCCCACGAGCUGAGCAGUGUUGCCCGGGAAGAAGUAACAGAUAAAGAAAUAACCAAAUGGGAGACUAAGGAAGCUCUCAAAAGAGGAGUGGCUACUGAAGAUGCGCUGAAGAAGCUGGAACGCAGGAACAGCGAAGACUCUGUGUCAGCAGCCCGAUCACGGUACCUGCAGCGGAAGCAGGAGCGUCAGAUGAGCAAAGCAUCUUAAGGGAGGUGUCAGUGCCAUUACUGAGCAUUAGAACAUAUGAAGAGAUCACUGCAGCUGUGAAGUCUAGGAUUGUCCUCCAUCAGUCUGGUAGUGACAGAAGGGGGAGCAGUUAUAAAUGUAGAAUAAAAUGACAGACCAAGAAGUUCACUGUUUCAUUACCCUCUUAUGCCAUAAGGUAUUGCAGGGUGUAUCAAACACAGAACUGAAGCCUUCAAAUUAAGUUUCCAGAAAUGUUCAGUCCUGGUUCUGUAGGGGCACGAGUAUAUUCAGGUUUCCUAGAUAUCUUUUAAUAAUUAUUAGCCUUGCUAAUUUGAAAGUAGAAUGACAACAAUAUCAAGAUUCAAGAUUUUUAUUGGCCAUGUGCAACAAGGGCAUUGAAAUACCAAGUCAUUUGGCUUCACUGAGCUGCGGAUUCAAAACCUGUACACAGUGAAACCCUCCAGAACCAGAAUUUAAGAUUGUUAGUAUGAAGUUUAUAUAUGUACAUAAUUUAUUAUUUUUUGAGUCUUUUAAGCUACAGUUUUAAAUACCGAUUCCAUUAAAAGUACUUUGUUAGAAGUUAAA